AUGGUAGGGGCGAAAGUUGAGGAUGAGGGUGAGGGGAAGGGGAAGGGUGAGGCGGGGACGCAGUACGAUAAUGUCGCGGCGAAUCGGACGAGAGCGGCGGCGCAUUGUUUCGAGGCGAAGUGUUUUGGGGUCAUGUGUUCGGGUUUCAUGGACAAAUCCAUGCUCGACGAAAUGAUCAAGCACGCCCCCUCCAUGCAGUCAACCCUCCACAGCCUAACCCAAGGCGCGUCCCUCUUCCUCGACCCCACCGGCGCGCAAAUCGGAGACAGUAUCCAAGGGGACGAGGGGAUCGUGUACGCGGAUUUGGAUCUCGAGGAGUGCGUGGAGCCGAAGCAGUUCCAUGAUGUGGUGGGGGGGUAUCAGCGGUUUGAUGUUUUUGAUCUGAAAGUUGAUCGGAGGCGGAUGGGGGUGGAGGGGAGUUUUGGGGCGGAGGGCGAGACUGGGGGGCAGGGGAGGGGCGCUGAGGUGGGUUCUUCUGGAGAUGGUGGUGGGGGAACUGCUGGGCUGUGA
Molecule: messenger RNA, 510 nt
Organism: Saxophila tyrrhenica
Lineage: Eukaryota; Fungi; Ascomycota; Dothideomycetes; Mycosphaerellales; Extremaceae
Exons: 2
Coding region: 1-510 (169 amino acids)
Molecular function (GO): catalytic activity
Source: RefSeq, a predicted model, not a curated record